Messenger RNA from Camellia sinensis, 1575 nucleotides. RefSeq names its product Amino acid kinase family protein. Gene Ontology annotation, cellular component: cytosol. Gene Ontology annotation, molecular function: kinase activity; isopentenyl phosphate kinase activity. The record is from RefSeq and is a predicted model, not a curated record. NCBI's taxonomy places the organism in Eukaryota, Viridiplantae, Streptophyta, Magnoliopsida, Ericales, Theaceae. Gene Ontology annotation, biological process: terpenoid biosynthetic process.
UAAUACUAACAACAAUUCUCAAAAUGUUUUUAACAAUUUUCGAUUAAAAAUAGACCAAUUCUGAUGGAAAGUUGGGAUUUUAACAAAAGCUGGUCAAAAUGAGUAAAAAGCUAACUACACCAGCACGCAGAGGCAGCCGAAAACCAAAUGGAGAAGGAGAAUCAACAGAAGCUGCAGAGCACCUCCAAUGUUCAUCUUACAAAACCAAUCAGAUGCAUCGUAAAACUCGGUGGUUCCGCAAUUACUUGCAAAAAUGAAUUAGAGACGAUAAAUGAAGAAAAUCUCAAGACGGUUUCGCGGCAGCUGAGGCAAACAAUGAUGGUGUCGGAUUCUUCUUGUGGAAAGGUUCUUGGAAUGGAUUGGAGCAAGCGGCCUGGAUUUACAGAAACUUCUUGUGUUGUUGAUGAUUUUUGUGAUCAACCAGCUUUAGACUUCAGCCAUUUCAUGGUUGUCCACGGAGCAGGUUCUUUUGGGCACUUUCAAGCUAGCAAAUCUGGAGUUCAUAAAGGAGGACUAAGCCGACUGCUUGUCAAGGCUGGUUUUGUUGCUACACGUAUUUCUGUUACCUCCCUCAAUCUGGAAAUUGUCAGAGCACUAGCUAGAGAGGGUGUGCCAUCUAUUGGAAUGUCUCCGUUUGCAUGUGGAUGGUUGACGUGUGAAAGAAAUAUUGCCUCGGCUGAUGUUUCCAUGGUGGCUAAGGCCAUUGAUUCUGGUUUUGUACCUGUUAUGCAUGGAGAUGCAGUAUUCGAUGCUGCUCAGGCUUGCACUAUAUUGAGUGGAGAUGUAAUCAUACGUCAUCUUGCAGAGCAAUUUAAGCCCGAAUUCGUUGUAUUUCUGACAGAUGUUUUGGGGGUGUAUGACCGUCCACCGACAGAGCCUAAUGCAGUGCUUCUUAGGGAGAUUGAAGUGCGUGAAGAUGGGAGCUGGUCUGUAGUGAAACCAACAUUAGAAAACAUGAACAAGCGAGUUGAGAUAACUGUAGCAGCCCAUGACACAACGGGAGGGAUGGAGACCAAAAUAUCAGAAGCUGCAGCAAUUGCAAAACUUGGAAUCGAUGUGUACAUUGUGAAGGCAGCCACAAGUCAUUCAUUAAGGGCUCUGAGCGGGGAAUUGAAAGACAACAUUCCAGAAGACUGGCUUGGAACAGUCAUCCGGUUUCUGAGAUAGAAGACAUGGCUGCUGCUAGAGCCUUCUCGUGGAACUCGAUGUUUGAAAAGUAUGGUCGAUGCAAACAAAAGGUAUACUAGGACGAUCCUUUCUUGUAUGAGGCUGCUAAAAUGGGCAAUUGUUCUGGAAUUGUCGGACUUAUUGCUGAAAAUGGCUAUUUAUUUGGUUGAACUCAGCCACUGGUUGGUUGGCAAGACAUUAGAGAAACUUAUGGUUUGACAAGUACAUUCUCAUGGCAUUGUAACUUUUUUUGGGUUGAACUCAAUUAUGAGUAGUUUUGAAUGGAGCUAGACUGUUGAAUUGUUGGAUUGAGAAUGUUAAAACACAGAAAUUGAUCUCAAACCAAGGCAGUCAUGUUGUUUCUUGUUGUUCCGCUUGUCUGUUGAAUGUCAUCACCACUAGGUCUCU